CACUGUUCAACUGCUCUAGGUUGCAUAUGAGUAAACUUUUUCUUACAGGUGCAAUUCCUAAAAUAUAUAACCUGUCCAGCAAGUGAGGAAAGGAACCUGCUUAACUCAGAGAACAGAGUGUUCUGGCAGUCCCUGCAUGACAGAGAGGACCUGCAAGCAGACGGCACAGUGCUGUUUACCCUGAAGAAGCGAGUGUGUGUGCUGGAAAGCGCUGACCGCUCUAAUGGAUCGCAUGGAGCUGCAAAAAGUCAACAUCGAACCUGAUGAUCAGAGCAACAGCGGGGAAAGCCUCGAAGACAACUACAGAGAGCCGGCCAAUUCGGAAAAGGCUGCCAUUAGCAGUCCCUUUGCUAGUGAUGAUGCAGAAAGUCAGAAGUUCCUUACAAAUGGAUAUCUGGAUAAAAAGAAAUUGGAAGAAUAUAAUGAAGAAUAUCACAGGGGCAGAACUUCCUUUGGAAUGUCCUCGUUCAACCUCAGCAAUGCCAUUAUGGGCAGCGGCAUCUUAGGGCUCUCCUAUGCCAUGGCCAACACAGGAAUUAUUCUUUUCAUAGUUUUGCUGCUCAGCGUAGCAAUAUUGUCACUCUACUCGGUCCACCUUUUACUGAAGAUUUCAAAAGAAGGAGGAUCAUUAAUAUAUGAAAAACUGGGAGCAAAGGCAUUUGGCUGGCCUGGGAAGUGUGGUGUUUUCAUUUCAGUCACAAUGCAGAAUAUUGGAGCAAUGUCAAGCUACCUCUUUAUUAUUAAAUAUGAACUUCCUGAAGUCAUCAGAGCGUUUAUGAAACUUGAGGAGAAUUCUGGAGAAUGGUACCUUAAUGGGAACUACCUCGUCAUACUUGUAACAGUUGUGAUUAUUCUUCCCCUCUCCCUUCUAAAAAGCUUAGGUUAUCUUGGUUAUACGAGUGGGUUUUCGCUGACCUGUAUGGUUUUCUUUGUCAGUGUGGUGAUCUUCAAGAAAUCCCAAAUACCCUGUCCUCUUCCUGUCAUGAACCACGGGGUUGAAAACUGGACAGCCACCAAUAGCACAGUGCCAAUGCACCUGGUCAUGUUAUCAAAUGAGUCACUCGGUUCUGGUGUGAAUUUCAUGAUGGACAACACAGCUGGGCACUUCCCAAGCCUUGAGGAGCCAAAAGAUAUCUCCCCGAAAAGCAGUGUAGAAUAUGAAGCACACAGCGACAACGGUGACAAGUGCCAGCCAAAAUACUUUGUGUUCAACUCACGGACUGCCUAUGCAAUUCCCAUCCUGGCAUUUGCAUUCGUAUGCCACCCUGAGGUGCUACCAAUAUACAGUGAACUCAAAGAUCGCUCCCGAAAGCGGAUGCAGAAUGUCUCAAACAUCUCCAUCACUGGCAUGCUUAUCAUGUAUCUUCUGGCUGCCCUCUUUGGAUAUCUUACCUUCUAUGGAGAAGUUGAAGAUGAGCUUCUUCAUACAUACACUAAAGUGUACACAUUCGACACCCUUUUGCUGUCAGUUCGCCUGGCAGUGCUGGUGGCUGUAACCCUGACUGUGCCCCUUGUCCUUUUCCCUAUCCGUUCAUCUAUCAGUGCAUUGCUGUUUCCCAAAAGGCCAUUCAGCUGGAUAAGACAUUUCCUGAUUGCAGCAGUAAUUUUGGCUUUUAAUAAUCUGCUUGUAAUUUUUGUCCCAACUAUUAAAGACAUUUUUGGAUUUAUCGGAGCCUCUUCAGCUACAAUGUUGAUUUUCAUCCUCCCUGGUGCCUUCUACCUGAGAAUUGUUAAGAAGGAACCUCUGAGGUCUCCCCAGAAGAUUGGGGCUCUAAUUUUCCUCAUAGUUGGCAUAAUCUUCAUGCUUGUGAGUAUGACUCUUAUUGUAAUGGACUGGAUUUACAAUCCCCCAAGUUCAAGGCAUCAUUAACCUGUGAAGACAACCAAGUGCUUUUUAUAACACAAAUAUUUGUAUUUGUGCUCUGAAGAACAUCUGAAUGGGAUUGUUAUUCCUAGCUAGUAACUGCAGUACUUUGAAGACAGUUUCUGGUAAGGUCACAAGAACCCAACAGAGUCUACAUCAUCCUUGUCAACAAGGAUUGUUAUUUAUGCAUUAGGAAUCUGAGCUUAGCAUUUCUGGCCAGGUGAAGUGAAAAGUGUGGUGUGAAUGCUUUCUGUUUUCAAAACCAAAAUAACUUUGUACAUAGUUCUCAAAAAUAGCUUGGUGUCACCCCUUUCAAAAAUCUCCCAUGAUGAUAGUAACCACAGUUCCUGGAGCCUUGGAAAGGUAAUGGCCAGAAAACCGGCCAGUGCCUCGUUUUCCAUCUGAAGGUCAUGGGAGUGGCUGCCAAGCCACUGAAGGUCCAAGAGAAAGGGUACGGUUUCUGGAGGGGAUCUGGAAGGUGAUUCCUCCAUGCCUGAUAGACUGACCUGCCUAUCAGAAAGACAGUGGCUUUGACAAUGCAGUGGACAAAGCUGAGUGUUAGAUUUGUUGCCCAGAUUCAUCGUCCAGCUGUUGUACAGAAUAAAGCUCUCUGACACAGAUUGUUUUUUGGGGACAAGUGCUUGAAGAACAGUAGAGUAUUCUCAUUUUAUUUUUAAACAUGCCUGUGCUGGAAAUAUCAGUCAUUUCUGCAGUAGGGUUUUUUUUGUUCUUUAAUUUUUAAUUAUUGUGUGAGCUUACAUCACUGAACAAGUUGUAACCUCCAUAAAAACUUGUCUUCCACUCUCACAGGAAUUUAAGAAGACCACAAGGUGUGACAAAGCACCCUAUCCAGUAUUGUUCAGUACUUGUGUAUUUGAUAAAUGUUCAGUGCAGGAAACUGUAAUUUGCUAUAUAUAAAAAUAUAUGUAUUUAUGUACAUAAUUUUUUGUUUUCCUCUAGUCAUAAAAAUAUUAUCCUGUGGUAUAUGA
Messenger RNA from Passer montanus (Eurasian tree sparrow), 2853 nucleotides. RefSeq names its product solute carrier family 38 member 4 (gene SLC38A4). The record is from RefSeq and is a predicted model, not a curated record. Gene Ontology annotation, biological process: amino acid transmembrane transport. The transcript is spliced from 16 exons. Gene Ontology annotation, molecular function: amino acid transmembrane transporter activity. NCBI's taxonomy places the organism in Eukaryota, Metazoa, Chordata, Aves, Passeriformes, Passeridae. Bases 224 to 1870 code for a protein of 548 amino acids.